Molecule: messenger RNA, 378 nt
Organism: Lactuca saligna
Lineage: Eukaryota; Viridiplantae; Streptophyta; Magnoliopsida; Asterales; Asteraceae
Source: the annotation of a GenBank genome assembly
AUGGAGACCUCGGAAUCGAUCUCCACUCCUGCCGUGACCAUUGUCAUCACUCCUCCAAUACAAACCAUCCCUCCACCACCACCAACCACCCUUUCUCCACCACCACCAUCUUCACCGGAGUUCCUUGACUUACUCAGAUGUAAUCACCAAAAUCUUUGGAACUGUUUCAGAAGAAAAUUGAAAAGGUAUAUUGGGUGUUUCGAAUCGGAAGAUUCGAGUUCUUUGGAGAUUAAAGGGGAAUCCAAGAACGAUAGUUUUGAAGGGGUUAGUAGCACAAGUACAGCCCCAUCGCCAAAUUAUUAUAGCUACAUGAAUCAUGAAGAACGUGAUGAGAAGCUUAAAUCUGCCAUUGUUUACUGUAAACACUCAACUAACUAA